GGGGUCACGUGACAGGGAGGGGGGCUGGGCGUGGGGUUGGCCCCGACUGAGGCCCGGCAGCGGGGCCGUGGCGGCUGCUGGUCGUGAGGGGAAGGAGAAGGUGUUUGUAAUCCAAGCCCAUUCAUGAGCUGAAGGUUCUUUUUAUUAAGUCAUGGAUGACAAGGCCUCUGUUGGGAAAAUCAGUGUGUCUUCAGACUCGGUAUCCACUCUUAACAGCGAAGAUUUUGUCUUAAUUUCCAGGCAAGGGGACGAAACACCAUCCACCAAUAAUGGAAGCGAUGAUGAAAAAACAGGACUGAAGAUUAUAGGGAAUGGGAGUGAGCAGCAGCUGCAGAAGGAGCUUGAAGACGUCCUAAUGGAUCCCCCCAUGGAAGAACCAUCAAAUGACCAGGAACACGAGGAGGACUCUCCCCAGGCUGAUGGAGAGGGAGAAGAGCCCGUCCUCCUUGAGGCCUCGGCAUCCUCCACCAUUAACCCUGCGUCCAUGGCAGGGCCGCAGAAACCUGAGAUGAACCUGCCGGUGAAACCCACACAGGGAGAUUCUGAGGAUUCGAGCCCUUUUACGCCUGUGGCUGAUGAGGACAGUGUGGUCUUCAGCAAGCUCACUUACUUAGGCUGUGCCUCAGUCAAUGCCCCCAGGAGUGAGGUGGAAGCCCUGAGGAUGAUGUCCAUCUUACGGAGCCAGUGCCAGAUUUCUGUGGCUGUGACCCUUUCGGUGCCCAAUGUGUCCGAAGGAACUGUGAGGCUGCUAGAACCUCCAGGAAACACUGAGAUCGCAAACUACCCCAUUUACAAGAUCCUCUUCUGUGUGCGAGGGCAUGACGGGACUCCGGAAAGUGACUGCUUUGCUUUCACUGAAAGCCAUUACAACUCAGAGCUCUUCAGAAUUCACGUUUUUCGGUGUGAAAUCCAAGAAGCUGUGAGUAGAAUCCUGUACAGUUUUGCUACUGCCUUCCGUCGUUCUGCCAAACAGCCCCUUGCAGCCCCUGUAGCUCCACUGACACCAGACAGUGACAUUUUCACUUUCACAGUCUCUCUGGAAAUAAAGGAAGAUGAUGGGAAAGGCUAUUUCAGUGCUGUUCCCAAAGACAAGGACAGGCAAUGCUUUAAACUGCGCCAAGGAAUUGACAAGAAGAUUGUCAUCUACGUGCAGCAAACGACCAACAAAGAACUGGCCAUUGAAAGAUGUUUCGGCCUCCUCCUUAGUCCUGGGAAGGAUGUGCAAAGUGGCGAUAUGCACUUGUUGGACCUGGAAUCUAUGGGCAAAAGCUCUGAUGGGAAGUCUUAUGUCAUCACCGGGAGCUGGAACACAAAGUCUCCACAUUUCCAGGUGGUCAAUGAAGAAACCCCAAAAGACAAAGUGCUAUUCAUGACCACGGCUGUAGAUCUGGUGAUCACUGAGGUGCAGGAGCCUGUCCGAUUCCUGCUGGAGACCAAAGUCCGGGUGUGCCCUCCCAAUGAGAGACUCUUCUGGCCUUUCAGCAAACGGAGCUCCACAGAGAACUUCUUCCUGAAACUGAAACAGAUAAAGCAGAAGGACAGAAAGAGCAGCACAGAUACACUGUAUGAAGUCGUGUCCUUGGAAAGCGAGUCAGAAAGAGAGAGGAGAAAAACUACAGCCAGUCCAGCACUCCGUUUGCCUCCGUCUGGAUCCCAGGGCUCCAUGAUCCCAUCUCCACCAGAGGAUGAUGAAGAAGAAGAUAAUGAUGAGCCUCUUUUGAGUGGCUCAGGUGACGUUUCCAAAGAGUGCGCAGAAAAAAUCCUUGAGACGUGGGGAGAGCUACUGUCCAAAUGGCAUUUGAAUUUGAGCGUGCGACCAAAAACUCUGCCGACAUUGGUAAGAAGUGGAGUCCCUGAAGCACUAAGAGGGGAGGUUUGGCAGCUGCUCGCAGGAUGUCACAACAAUGACCUUCUGGUAGAGAAGUACAGGAUUCUCAUUACAAAGGAGUCUCCACAGGACAGUGCCAUCACACGGGACAUCAACCGCACGUUCCCUGCCCACGAUUACUUUAAGGAUACCGGGGGAGAUGGCCAGGACUCGUUGUACAAAAUAUGCAAGGCCUACUCAGUCUAUGACGAAGAGAUUGGUUAUUGCCAGGGCCAGUCAUUCCUCGCUGCUGUGCUGCUUCUGCAUAUGCCUGAAGAACAGGCGUUUAGUGUUCUGGUCAAAAUCAUGUUUGACUAUGGACUCAGGGAACUUUUCAAACAAAACUUUGAAGAUUUGCACUGCAAGUUUUACCAGUUGGAACGUCUCAUGCAGGAGUACAUUCCUGACCUCUACAGCCACUUCCUGGAUAUCAGCCUUGAAGCUCAUAUGUAUGCCUCCCAGUGGUUUCUCACACUUUUCACAGCAAAAUUCCCUCUUUACAUGGUCUUCCACAUCAUUGACCUGCUGUUGUGUGAGGUAUGUGGCAUUAUUUAUGGGGUAGCUGUGGGGAUUCUGCUUACUACCAAGGAUGACUUGCUUCUGACCGACUUUGAGGGGGCUUUAAAAUUCUUUCGUGUGCAGCUGCCCAAGAGAUAUCGUUCAGAGGAGAAUGCCAAGAAGCUGAUGGAACUGGCAUGCAGCAUGAAGAUCAGCCAGAAGAAGCUGAAGAAAUACGAAAGGGAGUACCACACCAUGAGAGAGCAGCAGGCUCAGCAAGAGGAUCCCAUUGAAAGAUUUGAGCGGGAGAACCGGCGCUUGCAAGAAGCAAACAUGAGGCUGGAGCAAGAGAACGAUGACUUGGCUCAUGAGCUGGUCACCAGCAAGAUCGCUCUGAGGAAGGACUUGGACAAUGCAGAAGAGAAGGCUGAUGCGCUGAACAAGGAGCUGCUGAUGACCAAGCAGAAGCUGAUUGAUGCCGAAGAUGAGAAAAGACGCCUGGAGGAAGAGUCAGCUCAGCUAAAGGAAAUGUGUCGCCGUGAGCUGGACAAGGCAGAGUCUGAGAUUAAAAAGAACAGCUCCAUCAUAGGAGACUACAAGCAGAUCUGCUCACAGUUGAGCGAGAGGCUGGAGAAGCAGCAGACGGCAAACAAAGCAGAAAUCGAGAAGAUCCGGCAAAAGGUGGAUGACUGCGAGCGCUGCCGGGAAUUCUUCAACAAGGAAGGGCGGAUGAAGGUGGCCAGUGCUGCCAGGCAGGGCUCUGAUGAGGACACGGACGAGGAGAAGGAGGCACUCAAGAACCAGCUGCGGGAAAUGGAGCUGGAGUUGGCCCAAACCAAGCUUCAGCUGGUGGAAGCGGAGUGUAAAAUACAGGAUCUGGAGCAUGACCUGGGACAGGCACUGAAUGAGGUGCAAGCCUCUCGGAAGACGUGGUUCAACAGAACACUGAGUUCAAUCAAGACUGUGACGGGAGUCCAGGGGAAAGAGACGUGCUGAAGGGUCGGCAACUCUCUGAGGCGACACGCGACACUCGCCUUCUGCUAGACACCUUCUGCCUUACGUUGCCUUCCUUGGCCAGAUGCCACAUGGGAGAGAGGACCAGAAUGUACAUAGACCCUAGAAACACAACGCAUGUCAGGGCUUUUCCACAGGUCAGUGACAAAAAGCUGGGCGCCAAAUUCAGGCGUGAGGCUUGUUGCAGAUCACGGAAUCUUCAUACUACUGAUUAUUUAACCAGAGGGCGUAGCUGUAGAUCGAAGCUCUUUUUUGGAGAAAACACUCCAUUCUACAGUCUGGUUGCAGGCUUUCUUUUCACAAGAGUAGGUACGAGAACUUACCAAAACCUCUAACUUAAGUUUACAGACGAGAGAUUUUUUUACAGUUAUAACUUUUUAAAAAGAUUUUAUUUGAAAGGAACAAAAAAAGACAACUCUUAACCAGAAGUUAUUUCAGUGCCAGAGACCAGACCUUUUCCCCCUCCCCCUCAAGCUAGCUGGUGGGGAGUUUGCAUGGUUAGUAGGAACCCAACCCCCUGAAUGUGUGUAUGCACCUACCUGUGUCUGUCCAGUGUGUCUUUCUCUGCCACUAAUCAAUUCUAUGCAACUCUGGGAGAGUAUUUUUUAAGCACCUACCCCCCCCCCCUUUUUUUUUUUUGCUGGGUCUUGUUUUAGAAUUAAAGAUGAGCAUUCUCAGCAAGGUCUGUUUUGCACGUGAUUCUCACUCAGAGCCAUAUAACCACACCUCAACCAUUUCAAUCUCUGCUUUGAAACCGCUGCUUCAUUUGUAACUUGCUGGGGUUUCUUUUCUUUUUUUUUAAACCCUUCUGUUGUGUGUUUUGUGAGCUUUUCCGCUUCCAAAGUUCUGUUGUAGUUUUUUUUUUAAUAGCUUUGCACACAGAUGAGAAUAAAGAAACCAAGCUAAGGAGAGAUGGAAAUAGCUGCGUUGGCUGUUACAGCCUCAGCAAGAAUCUGACCUGCAGUCUCUGCACAGGCUUUCCUGAAACCUGUUUUGGCAGCUCUGUUGGGCUGAAAUGGUGUUUCAUGUUGCUUUUCCUCAGCCACCCCACACACUUCUUGUAGCCACACUGGUAGGUGCUAACGCUGCUGGGAUUUCUGAGCGCUUCGAUUGUCCAAAACUUCUCACCAGAAAAGCUGUAGAAUGGAGGUUUUUGCACCUUUGUACGUCUCUCCUUUUUUUAAUUUAUACUGGUUUGUGCUAUGCUGAAAUAUCUAUUGUAUCAGCCGAUAAAACUUUUUUGUGUGCAGCGUGUGGAGUAUAAGCUGGUUACAAUACAAGGCACUGGUUUGUAUAUAAAGAGAUUUGUAUUUCUACUUUUAUUUUUCUUGUUGACCAGACUAAUGCUAGCUAAUGCGAUCUGAGACGACAAGAGACGAGGCCCUGCAGUGCCCAGGCGUUGAGGGUCUUCCCUCCCCCCCCCCUUAACUGUGUACAUGAAUUAUCUUUAUUGUUUAAUACCAAAAAAGACUGUAACUCCAUCAAUAAUAGACGUGUGGACAUUGUAGUAGAGUAGCCGCAGUGUGUAGAUCUUAUGGAUUGAGAUAUAAACUAGUAAAAUUGGAUUACAACUUUA
This is a messenger RNA of Sphaerodactylus townsendi, 4955 nucleotides long. It is a transcript of the gene RABGAP1, whose product is annotated as RAB GTPase activating protein 1. Lineage: Eukaryota; Metazoa; Chordata; Lepidosauria; Squamata; Sphaerodactylidae. The transcript is spliced from 27 exons. The coding region runs from base 152 to 3361 and encodes 1069 amino acids. The record is from RefSeq and is a predicted model, not a curated record.